Molecule: messenger RNA, 3156 nt
Organism: Temnothorax curvispinosus
Lineage: Eukaryota; Metazoa; Arthropoda; Insecta; Hymenoptera; Formicidae
Exons: 16
Coding region: 547-3102 (851 amino acids)
Biological process (GO): detection of chemical stimulus involved in sensory perception of smell; sensory perception of smell
Cellular component (GO): plasma membrane
Molecular function (GO): odorant binding; olfactory receptor activity
Source: RefSeq, a predicted model, not a curated record
UACGACGGCACUCCUACUUUCGUAUGGCUUCACCUGGCGUUACGCGAACUGUCUUUCGUAUGACUUCACCUGGCGUUACGCGAACUUUCGUAGACACUGUAAUAUCUUUGGCUUAUAUCGCGCGAUUUUUCAUGUCGCUCGGCUUUCCCUCGCUACGCUUAUCUUGUACUUACCGGCGUGACAUCACUCGCAUAAAAAAAAAUCAUACGUUAUCAAAAAAGAAAAGAAGAAAAUAAUACUCUUGAUGCGACGCGACGCGAGUCCCGCGUGGGAGACACGUAGACGAGUAUCGCGUGUGUCACCGCGGCGAUUGCGGUUCCGCGAACUACAAUUUCUGCGCGGCAUCUUCUUUUUCUUCGAUCCAAUAAUGACGAGUAGGAAAUAGAGGAACGCGGGAUGGUCACCCGACAAUCCAUGAUUAUCACAGACAACGUUCCUAUGUAAUGUCGUGACACGUUAUUAGUAUCGGGAUAUAGGGGAUCGUCCGGAAAAUGUCAGGUGGAUCUUGAGGGAGAAUCGACAUCUACACAAAACCGAGUCGGGGAGAUGCAGUCAGGUGUGAAACAUUACUACAAUGUUAACAAGAUCCUCAUGUCGAAACUCGGUAUUUGGCCGGCGCAAAGUACAUUCGCGAAGAUAGUGUUGCCGACCAUAACAACGGCUUUUUUAUUCAGCAUCGGUUUUCUCGAGUUUGUAAGAUUAUCCGAGAUAUGGGAGAAGCUGACCGAAGACUGCGAGUCCUGCAUCAUGGCGCUGCUUUCCGUCGGCGGUUAUAUUAAACUGUUCCUCCUAGUCCUCAAGAACAAAAACAUAGAACGACUGCUGUCGCUCAUCGACUAUCACUGGCGCGUUUUCACGCAUUCUCUGGAGGUACAAAUUAUGCACGAGUACGCUGUCUUAACAAGGAAGAUGACGAUAAGUUACGCCGUGAUGAUUUAUUCGUUGAUGAGCCUUUACAUGCUGAUCCCAGUGACGCCGCAAAUAUUGGAUCUCCUCAUGCCUCUCAAUCAAUCGCGCCCUUAUAAAUAUCUAUUCGAUGUCGACUUCAGCUUCGACAGAGAAGAAUAUUACUUCUCUGUAUUACUCUACUCGUACUUGACGACCGUGGUGGCUAUGACUGUUAUGGUAGUAACCGAUACAAGCUACCUGAUGCUCGCGCAUCACGUGUGUGGUCUGUUCGCCGCUAUCGGGUACCGACUAGAAAAUCUGACCUCGACGAUAAGUUUAAAUCAUCACGUUAAAGAUGCAGAGGUAGCUUGCAAUAAGUACAACUCGACAAAUUACGAUGGCGAGAUCUAUCGCGAACUGAUCCUUCUCCUACGGAAACAUCAGCUGAGCCUUGAAUAUGUCGAUUUGUUGGAGUCCUUGUUCCAACUGUAUUCGUUUUCGAUGAUCUUUCUUCAUUUCAUCAUUAUGAGUCUCCUCGGAAUGCAAAUAAUUGCCUUAAUGGAUCGCAAAGGGGAGAUGCUCAGAUACGUGUCGAUGGUAAUAGGUGGUUUCGUGCAUCUUCUCGUUUUGAGUUAUCCCGGCCAAGAAAUAAUGGAUCAUAGCGCAGAUAUAUUCCAUAAAGCAUACAACAUACUGUGGUACAGAAUGCCGCGAAGAACGACACAGCUAUUGAGCAUAUUACUUCAUAGAAGUCUUGUGCCUUGUACAUUAACAGCCGGCAAACUGUACGUGCUGUCGUUUCAGAAUUAUGCUUCGGUAAGAUUGGCUCUUUUCGACAGCACCUACAGUACCUGCGGAAGUAUAUUUUGUUAUUUUGCCGCGGGACAAAACCGAGCCGGGGAGAUGCAGUCGGCUGUGAAACGUUAUUACAAUAUUAACAAGAGCCUCAUGUCGAAACUCGGCGGUUGGCCGACGCAAAGUAAAUUUAUGAAGAUAUUGUUGCCGACCAUAAUAACGUCAUUUAUUUUCUGCAUCGGUUUUCUCGAGUUUGUAAAACUAUCUGAAACAUGGAGAGGCAUAACCGAGGACUGCGAAUGUUUCAUCAUGGUGCUGAUAACAAUCGGCGGUUACGUCAAGCUGUACCUCAUAGUUCUCAAAAACAAAAACAUAGAACGACUGCUGUCGCUCAUCGACUAUCACUGGCGCGUUUUCACGCAUUCUCUGGAGGUACAAAUUAUGCACGAGUACGCUAUCGUGGCGAGGAAGAUGACGAUAAGUUACGCCGUGAUGAUUUAUUCGUUGAUGAGCCUUUACAUGCUGAUCCCAGUGACGCCGCAAUUAUUGGAUCUCCUCAUGCCUCUCAAUAAAUCGCGCCCUUACAAGUACCUGUUCGAUAUCGACUACAGCUUCGACAGAGAGGUGUAUUACUAUCCUGUAUUACUCCACUCGUACUUGUCGACUGUGGUGACCAUGAGCGUCAUGGUAAUAACCGAUACGAGCUACAUGUCGCUCGCGCAACACGCCUGCAGUCUUUUCGCUGCUAUCGGGUGCCGAUUGGAAAAUCUGACCUCGGAGAUAAGUUCGAAGGAAAAUUAUCGGCCCGUUAAGGAUGCAGAUGUAAUUUGUAAUGAGCAUAAAUCGCGAGAUUACGACGACGAGAUCUAUCGCGAACUGGUGCUCCUCUUGCAAAAGCAUCAGCUGAGUCUUCAGUAUGUCCGUCUGUUGGAUUCUUUAUUCGAACUGUAUUCGUUUAUGUUGCUCUUUAUUACAAUCAUUGUUACGAGUCUCCUCGGAAUUCAAGUGAGCGCGCGCGAUGAUAUUAAGAGACGUGUUGCCGAUCGAAAAUCGUCUCGUAACUUCCUUCAAUCAAUCUGGAAUUUAACCGUCUUGCAGAUAAUUGCCUUAAUGGAUCGUAAAGAGGAGAUGAUGAGAUAUGUAGCGAUGGUCAUAGGUGCUUUCAUACAUCUCUUCGUUCUGAGUUAUCCCGGUCAAAGGAUAAUGGAUCAUAGCGCAGAUAUAUUCCACAAAGCGUACAACAUGGUGUGGUAUAAAACGUCGCGAAGAACGACACGGCUAUUGAGCAUAUUACUUUACAGAGGACUUGUGCCUUGUACGUUAACAGCCGGCAAAAUAUACGUGCUGUCGAUGGCGAACUACGCUUCGAUGAUGCAGGCAUCCGUAUCGUAUUUCACCGCCCUUUCGUCGUUCAAGUAAUUUGCGGUUAAAAAAAGAAGGGAAAUAUAAGAUGUCGGAUAAUUGAACGAUAAA